GUGAAGAUAUGUACAAAGCCAGAGAAGAGGGGUCUGAAAUUUGGGGGGCAGCUGAAGUGCAGGAAGAUGAAGAUACUCGUGUAGAAGUUCCACUGGAUCAGAGACCAGCAGAAACUGUAGAUGAAGAAGAAAAUGCAGAAGAGGAAAAUGACAGAGGAGAGGAGGCAUAUAAAGGAGAGAAAGAAUAUCCAGAAUUAAAUGGAGAGGAAAGUGGGGAAUCUGUUAAAGAAAGAAGUGAAGUGGAAGAAAACAGGAAGAAAUUGAAUGAGAAUUAUGAAGAUGAAGCAGAAGAAACAGAGAAUGUUAACCAAACAGAGAAAGGGGAACUUACCUAUUUAAAUGGCAAGAAAAAUGAAGAAAAUGGUGAGGGAAUAGAGCACUUGAACUACCACGGUGAUCUUCAGCCUGAAGAAGAAAUAAAAGAGGACUCUGACAGUCAGAACCAGGUUGAUUCCCGUUUUGAAAAAAACUCCACAAAUCCAAGGGUGACAAUCACCAGCCCACAGGAAAGUGAAAAAAAUGACCAGAGCAAUGACUAUGCUGCAGUUGCGUAA
Messenger RNA from Cariama cristata (Red-legged seriema), 554 nucleotides. RefSeq names its product doublecortin domain-containing protein 2-like. The record is from RefSeq and is a predicted model, not a curated record. The annotation marks the transcript as partial. The transcript has 3 exons. NCBI's taxonomy places the organism in Eukaryota, Metazoa, Chordata, Aves, Cariamiformes, Cariamidae.